This is a messenger RNA of Prorocentrum cordatum, 2049 nucleotides long. The record is from the annotation of a GenBank genome assembly. NCBI's taxonomy places the organism in Eukaryota, Dinophyceae, Prorocentrales, Prorocentraceae.
AUGGCUGGCGAGGACAAGGACCCACACACCAGCCGCAAGGCGGAGGAGCUGCUGCAGCUGCUGGCGCCGAAGCAGCCUGCCCCGCCACCAGAGCGCCCAGCGGCGCUCUUGCAGCGGGCCAAUACACGAGUGGGCAAGGCCACGAAGGCGCUGGAGAAGGCCCGCCAGCGCUGGAUUCGCACGAAGGACGAGUACCAUGAGGCGCAGACGGCUCUGGAGAGGGCCACAGAGGAGCUGGUGGCAGCGGAGCAGGAUGAGGUGGAGGCGGCCCGCCGCGUCCUGCCCGACAAAGAGGACGAUGAGCAGAGCCCAGUCAUCGACGUCGGCACGGCCAUCCGCGACGGCAUCAAGCUACAGUUCUCGUUCGGAAAGUUGCUCGACGGGUUGGAACCCCAGGAGGCUGAUCGCAAGAUCGUGGAGGAGCGGUCAGGGGCCGUCAACACGUUGCUCCAGAAGGCGAUCAGGGAAGCGAUGGGAGGCCUCACCGCCGACCUUGAGAACAUCCAGAAGGAGAUGGCCGAGGCGACCGGCAGCCUGCAGGCGCGGGAGGGCCGAGCGGUGCCCCAGCCAGUGUCGAGCCGCCCAGAGCAGCUGGAGCCGAGAGCGCUCCAGUGGUGGCCGACAAGAAGGAGGCCCUGCAGCAGGAGGUGGACGCAGAGAUCCAGCGGGCGCGGCAGAGAGUCCAGCAGUCGCUUUGACGGCAGCGAGGCUCAGAGUCGGGACUACACGCGGUACAUGAGGAACCUGUCCAGGUGUGGACCCACAGCCAAGCACCUCCUGCAGACGCGCGAGCAUGACUUCUACGUCCUGCCAGAAGUUCACACGCGUCCAGAGGAGGCAGAUGAGCAUUUAGAAGUGUGGGCGCGAGCAGGUUACAAGCCAGUUUUGACUCCGAGCCGCGCAUCGGAGAACAGUAUGAGGCCAGGCGGAGUUUCCGCAGGCUGCAGAAAGGUUUUACAGUUCGAAUCGUUUCGCCAUCUCUCGAGUGAGCCCAACGCCACGCUGGGCAUGCGAGAUCUUCAGAAGGGACAGCAGCCUGUCGCCAGCGGCGUAGAUUUUCACGACGUUGUAGGCUUCCAGACGAAAGUAACAGGACAGGCGUUUAGCAUCUUUGGCAUCUAUCUUACCACAGGAGUGGGCUUGCGAGGCGAGAACACCCGCAAACUCGCCAGCCUGGGCUCCUUGCUGCAGUCCCUUCGCACACCGUGGCUUGUCAUAGGCGACUGGAACUGUGAGCCAGAGGAGCUCCAGGUCAGCGGAUGGCCUCAUUUAGCAGCAGGAGACAUCCGAGUAGCCAGCAAUGUAGAGUAUACAUGUACUGUCUCGCCUUGUCGCAUGCUUGAUUUUUUAGUAUGUCCAGCGUCAGCAAAACACCUCAUAAGUGAGGUUGUGGCAGAUGCGGAGCCCAUCGCGGGGGCGGGCAAGAGCCACUACGGCCCGAUCGUCCGCCUGAGACUAUGCAUGACAGGGGCGUUGCGCAGAGUUCUGAGCUUGCCUAGACCGUCCCAGCAACCGCCGCCAAUGAAGCGGGGUAAGAACCCAGACAGCAAGCGCUCGAGGCGAGCAGCCGCGACAUCGCAGAAGAGAGGCGCAGGGAGUGACGACGCCCCCGCGCAGCAGAGGCAACCAAGGACAAAUAUUACUUUCAAGAGUCCGCCGACGCUCGAGUAUCUCUGCCCAGACGAUUUGGAGGGGGAGGAUUUCGGGGGCGGUGACGGCUGGUCGGACGGAGGUGAGGAGGGGGGCGCAGUUGAGUCCCAGGCGAGCCCUGAGCAGCCAGAGGCGACGGGGUUCAAUCACCUGCUCCAUCAGUUGUCUGCAGCCCAGUUGGAUCAGCUAUGGCACGGGAGGCAGCUAGGCCCCCAUGCCACGAGUAAUUUGCAGCCUCCAGAGUACAUCGAGCAGUCGCUUUCGUUCCAGUUAGAUCGGGAGGCUUCCCUCACGGGAAGUGUGGAGUACGCCCGAUGGGUUUCGCGCAUGGAAGAGUUUUUCAUCCUCGCACACGCCGUGCCACCGCACAAGCGGAACGACUACCGCGGGCGGGGCAAG